UUUUUUCUUUAAUUUGAAGAAAAGAAUUAGUAAGCAAAAGAGAGGUGGGCGAGUUGGCCGAGUCUUGAAGCAUCAUCCAUCGUGCAUGCAUUUUGUGCAUUUUCUUUCAAUUUUCAACUUUGCAUGCACACGUCUCCUCCUCCCGAAAUUAACAACAACCGCCGAUCCAGCUCUCAGCUCGCCGAAAUUGGACUUCAAGCAUUUCAUCGCCUCGUUUCUCACGAAAUCGGUGUUCAAUCGCUCUGUGAUUGAAAAGUCAGAGUGGUAGCAGACUGGCCGCCCCUUCGUUUUACUCGUGUUUGCUCGAAUGAACUAGUUCUGGUUCUGGUUUCGGUGAAAGCUGUGAGCUCGAGAAUUUGAGUGCGAAAAUGGAGCCGCGCACUUGCGUGAACUCAGCUUGCGGGACCUCGAGCUCGAUCGAGUGGAAGAAAGGUUGGGCCUUGCGAUCUGGAGGAUUCGCCAAUCUCUGUCCCAAGUGCUGGUCUGCAUAUGAGCAAUCAAUUUUUUGUGAUAUUUUCCACUCAAAAGAAUCUGGUUGGAGGGAGUGCAUACUAUGUGGCAAGCGUCUCCAUUGUGGAUGCAUUGCUUCAAUGUUUCUGCUUGAUCUUCUAGAUGGUGGUGGUGUGAAGUGUAUAAAAUGUGCAAAAAGUUCAGAACCUCAACCUAUUUUAAGUGAUGAAAAGCCUGAUGGACUUGGAAUAUCCAAAAUCAGUGAGCUGCAACCAACUGCUCAAGACAAUCAAUUGGAUGGAACUAAUGUUGAAAAAUUGAAGCUUAUUCAGUUGGGAAAUAAUAAAGAUUGUAAUGGGUUUAGGAACUUGCUUCAGUUUCAGAACAAUGACGCAAAUGGGUUAUUGCAGAAAAUGAAACAUGCCGAUACUCCACCUCCUGUGGGGGAAAUUGGAGGCACAUGUUUAUCAAACUUUAAUCUGGCAUCCAAUGGAUCAUCUGAAGCUCCCAAAGCAGAAGUUUUCAAAGCAAACUUAGGGAUAAAUGAUAUCUAUGACUCACUUCCGCAGACAAAUUUGAGUAUGUCCCUUGGUGCACCUUUGGGAAAAGCAAAUCCUGUUCCUGCUGCCAUUUUUGAUGAAAGGGAACACAGUAAGACAUCCUCUCCGCUCUUACCAGGAGCUAGGUCUCGCAAUCUUUUUCCAAAGCCCCCAAAAUUGGCCCUUGGUGCAGGUUUGGAGGAAAAUUCUACAAUUGCUUCACACGCACGUGUUGCAAGGCCACCUGCCGAAGGACGGGGGCGGAAUCAGCUUCUUCCCCGCUAUUGGCCCAGGAUUACAGACCAGGAAUUACAGCAAAUAUCUGGAGAUUCAAAUUCCACAAUUGUACCUUUGUUUGAGAAGAUGCUAAGUGCCAGUGACGCUGGUCGAAUUGGUCGUUUGGUACUCCCUAAAGCAUGUGCUGAAGCAUAUUUUCCUCCCAUUUCUCAACCCGAGGGUCUUCCUUUACGGAUUCAAGACGUGAAGGGAAAAGAAUGGGUGUUUCAGUUCAGAUUUUGGCCUAAUAAUAACAGUAGGAUGUAUGUUUUGGAGGGUGUAACCCCUUGCAUACAGUCCAUGCAGUUGCAGGCUGGAGAUACUGUGACUUUCAGUCGUAUGGAUCCUGAAGGAAAACUUAUUAUGGGGUUUCGGAAAGCAUCAAAUUCUGUUGCAAUGCAGGAUACCCAUCUUACUGCCAUUCACAAUGGCGCUCACUCAAGUGAAACUUUCUUUUCGGGUGUUUUUGAGAACCUUCCUGUAAUAAGUGGUUACCCUGGCCUUCUUCAGUCACUGAAGGGAAGCAUGGAUCCCCAUCUAAAUGCACUGUCCAAACACUUGACUACAGCUAGUGGUGAUAUUAGCUGGCAUAAAUCUGAGAAGCAAGAAGGGAGGACAAGGGAAGGCAUGCUGCUGCCAUCAUUACUUGUUCCCGAGAGGAAAAGAACUAGAAAUAUUGGUUCCAAGAGUAAGAGAUUGCUCAUCGAUAGCCAAGAUGCUUUAGAGCUGAAGCUUACUUGGGAAGAGGCUCAGGAUUUGCUUCGUCCACCGCCAGCUGCCAAGCCAAGCACUAUCAUGAUUGAAGAUCUUGAAUUUGAAGAAUAUGAAGAACCUCCUGUAUUUGGAAAGAGGAGUAUUUUCAUAGUCCGGUCAACUGGGGAACACGAGCAAUGGGCGCAGUGUGAUAGUUGCUCUAAAUGGCGAAGGUUGCCAGUUGAUGUUCUACUUCCAUCUAAGUGGACAUGUGCGGACAAUGCUUGGGAUCAAAGCAGGCGUUCGUGCUCAGCACCAGAUGAAUUAGCCCCGAGGGAACUGGAAAGUUUUCUCAGACUGAGUAAGGAAUUCAAGAAAAGGAGAACGGUGGCAGACAAUAGGCCAACCCAGGAGCAUGAAUCUUCUGGCCUUGAUGCUUUGGCCAAUGCUGCAAUCCUUGGAGACAAUGCGGCUGAUCCAGGAACUGCAUCAGUUGCUACGACAACAAAACAUCCCAGGCAUCGUCCUGGCUGCUCAUGCAUUGUGUGCAUCCAGCCCCCCAGUGGGAAGGGCAAACAUAAGCCUAACUGCACAUGCAAUGUGUGCAAUACCGUUAAACGCCGUUUUAAAACCCUAAUGAUAAACAAGAAGAAACGUCAAUCAGAGCGAGAGGCAGAGAUUGCCUACAGAAACCAGCAUGCAUGGGGCCCUAGGGAUGAAGCAGAAGUAGACAGCACUUCUAGGCACGUAUCGUCGCAUGUGGAUCCUUCAGACAACGAGGCCAGGUCUGCCAACGAAUCAGAUUCCAAGAGCCAAAGCAAAGUGGCUGAAACUGGGAAGGGAAUAUUAGACUUGAAUUGCCAUCCCGGCCGAGAAGGAGAGCUGCAAGCAGGGCCAGACCAUGUGAGUAUGAUGUCUCUUGUUCAAGUAGCAAGCCUUCCUCUUGAGACAUAUUUAAAACAUAAUGGUCUUACCAGCUUGAUGUCUGAGCAACAGGCAACUAGCUCAACUUCACAUGUGCCGCCACAAGCCACUAAUGAGAGUGAAGACCAACAUAAUGAGAAUCAAUGUCAAGAACAGGAAAGUGGCGGUGAAGAAAGGCCGGAUCAAGGCCAAGAUGACCCUCUAUGAUGAAAAUCCUGUUUCUUUUUAUAUAAAAAAAUUAUCAACUUAUUUCUUGUAUAAUUAUAGACUUUUAUGUUUGUUUUCCUUGGUUUGGGAUAUUUUUUUUUAGCUGAGAGUGUGAAUGUGCGAAAAAAUUAUAAAAUUAACUUGUAUUAUAAAGUGAUUGGUCUCUCUUCAAAAAAUUAAAAUAUUUGGGGUGAAUAUUUAUGGAACUAAAUUA
Messenger RNA from Prunus persica (peach), 3303 nucleotides. RefSeq names its product B3 domain-containing protein Os07g0679700. The record is from RefSeq and is a predicted model, not a curated record. Gene Ontology annotation, molecular function: zinc ion binding; DNA binding. Bases 369 to 3089 code for a protein of 906 amino acids. NCBI's taxonomy places the organism in Eukaryota, Viridiplantae, Streptophyta, Magnoliopsida, Rosales, Rosaceae. The transcript has 13 exons.